AUGCGUCUGAUAUGUGCGAGAGAGGAUGAGGAUUGGCGUGUUUUGCAUGGAGGUGUGUUUGGAGGCGCGGUGCUGCGUGUGGGAGUGUACAGCAUCGCGGGUGUGAGGCUGGGAGCUGAGGCGUUUGCUAUCGUAAGAUUAGAUGAUUAUGCUUAUACUGCGUCCUGCGUAGCGAUACCGAACAUGAGAUCGAGUGUUGCACGACGUGGUGGUGGUCGACGGGGUACAAACUUCAAGCUUCAAGCCUCCCAACUGCGUGUUCAAACACACCGAACCUUGAACUCUAAAAGGGGCUUCCCCUCCGUAAUCAGCAUCUGGUUACAGGUUUCAGGGCCUUCUCCACCGGCCCAUGCUACGGCCACGGCCGCGGCCACUGCCACUGCCUCUGACGGCUUGCGACGCGAAUCUCGAUUCUGGAACCGCAGUGGAAGCAUCAAGCCUUCAUCCGCAAAGGAGAUCGUACAACCUGGCAGGAUUAGGCGCCUGGUUGAGGGAGAUCGUCAGGAACUAGAUGUGACGUUCGUUUCGCAGUGCGGAGCAUUGUGCCACAGACGAUCUAUGCGGGGAGUACCAGAGUGCCAUUCGUUUAAAAGGGGGCCGUUGGUUUGUUUGUGGUUUGUGGAUUUCGGUGGUGGAGGAUGGGGAGGAGGCGCAGUGCCUCGUCAAGACGUGUUUAGAGAGUCGAAGAAAGAGUCUCAAGAGAAACAGUAA
Messenger RNA from Venustampulla echinocandica, 711 nucleotides. RefSeq lists its product as uncharacterized. The transcript has 2 exons. The coding region runs from base 1 to 711 and encodes 236 amino acids. NCBI's taxonomy places the organism in Eukaryota, Fungi, Ascomycota, Leotiomycetes, Helotiales, Pleuroascaceae. The record is from RefSeq and is a predicted model, not a curated record.